This is a messenger RNA of Eucalyptus grandis, 686 nucleotides long. RefSeq lists its product as uncharacterized. The record is from RefSeq and is a predicted model, not a curated record. The coding region runs from base 299 to 664 and encodes 121 amino acids. Lineage: Eukaryota; Viridiplantae; Streptophyta; Magnoliopsida; Myrtales; Myrtaceae. The transcript is spliced from 2 exons.
AACUGGUCCGAAUAUUCUGCUAGUUAUAUUCUUAAGUUUGUUAUUGUUGUCUCAGCACUACAGUUGACGUGAUCUUCCUUUUGAUAUAGAUUGGCAUGUCUUGUAUACAACGCAGUUAACUCAAAAGUCGAAGAAAUAUCAUGAUGGCUUCUUACGUUCUACAAGCAGUGGACCUAUUACUAGGCAGGUCAAGCUCUACAGUCUACGUCUCCUACUGAUCUUUAACCUCAGAUAGUACCAGCUUUCUUGUUGCUGAAUUAUCGUCUCUUCCUUCCUUUAUUAGCUGGUUUUCUUCUUCAUGGUUUGUGCACUUCUCAUCAUGCUAGUGGGAAACUUUUGUCAGGAUAAAUGUGGCUCAGAGGAUUGGAAACCUUUUUCAUGGGUGUUUUGCCAGGUUUUCUUGUAUGAUACGAGCUGGAAAUUUUUAGAUUGCAGGUUCCUGAGCAAAGCUGAAGAAGUAAGCCCUGGAAAGAUGAUGGAAUUUCCUGGUCAUUUGGUUGAAGUUGGCAACCAUGAAGUCAACCGUGAAUCUUUAAGGGAUCUAAAGCAUGUGGAAACAGCUUCAGUUCUCUUCACAAAUUCAAUAUGCAAAAGCAGCGGCAUAAUGUUGCUACUGUUAACUCUGCUGCAAAAGGAGAAAAAGAGGACAGAUUCAUCAGAAUAAGGCAAAGGGGAAUAUAUUAGAU